Theileria equi strain WA is the source of this 1380-nucleotide messenger RNA. RefSeq lists its product as hypothetical. Bases 1 to 1380 code for a protein of 459 amino acids. NCBI's taxonomy places the organism in Eukaryota, Apicomplexa, Aconoidasida, Piroplasmida, Theileriidae. The record is from RefSeq and is a predicted model, not a curated record. The transcript has a single exon.
AUGGGAGAUCAGAGGCUUCAGAAAGGCGCCAUGUUUAUGGCAGGGCUGACUCUUUUGCAGUCUCUCCUUGUGGCUUUAACUGGAGCAAAGUUUGCACUUGACAGAUUUAAAAUUCCUCAGCAGAAUGCCAGUUCGUUCAUUAACAUGGUCCAUAAUCCUAUGGAACUGGCAACGUUUACUGGCAUUUUUAUUAUAAAUGCUCUAACAUGGACGUCCUGCUUCAAGAAUUAUGUGAAGGCCUUUACUGCCAUAUUUACUAAUGUUACACUAUGCUACUCCUUCAUUUUACUCCUAUAUGCAUUUACAUCUGGAGGAGAACAAGGAGAUCUUACCUUCUAUUACUGGACUAUCGUCUUCGUCUCAUUUAUUUAUGGGCUUAAUGUGGCAUGUGUAAUGAAUGUUGGAAGUGCGGAUGCCGCCCUUUUCAAUGUAGGAAUUCCUCUCUCUGGCAUUCAAGUUUCUGUCUACUACUAUGUCUUCACUAAACUUGCUGAGAGGUAUCAGUGGUCAAAUGUAAGUUACUGGAUCAUAUUCUGGCAACUUAUUAUAGCAAUAGUGAUAUCACUCGCCUCUGCCAUAGUGUGGGCAGCUGCAUAUGCCUAUAGAAAUCCUGAUGCUCCUGAAGAUGCUGAUAAUGGUUCUUCUCCUGGUCCUGCCGUUACAUCUCCAAUUUUCAUGGGAAUGGUGGGUAUGGGUGGCAUCUAUGCUUUCUAUCCUGCUAUUGCCCCUUAUAAGCUGACUGACGUUGGCACUGGUUACACUAUUGAUCUUGUUGUCUUAUUCGCUAGCGCUGUUCCUGGCAUUGCUAUUGCCAUCUUAUGCCUAUGGAAGAUUGGUCCAGACCAAAAGUGGGAUGAGAAAGGUAAUACUGGAUGGCAUUACACUUGGUUCUUAGCAUUUCCACAUAUUACUGCCAUGAUCUUGUGUUUUGUUACACUUCACUACCCUGGUAGUAGAGUGGUGAGUUCCAUAAAGAGUAGUGGUUUAAAGGUUGGGAUUAUUACCGUGACAUUAAAGUUUUGUGAAGAAGGACUCAAGGCAGUAUCAUAUGCCGGAGGUGGUGCAUAUGGAGGUACUAUUUCGGCUGUUAAUGCCUUCUUAUCCCAAGGUUUAAUGAUCGUCUUAGCCUUUACCGGAUACGGUUAUUUGAAGACUUACUCCAAGUAUGAACAUGACCGGAGUAAAUGGAAUGAGAUUAGAUGGGAUAUAUUUAAUCUCAGACUGGCCUCUUUGAGCGACAACUCACGUUUACAAUUGCUAAAGGACAGACUUGUGGAUGCUUCUGGAAAUUCUGAUGUAUUUGAUAAAAAGACUUCUUAUACCUCAGAAGAAAUGGCACUCUCGUUGUUUUCAAGACAUCGUUUAAAAAUGCGCAAAUAA